AUUGACUCCGCCCAUAGAACUUCCUGCCUGGCGGCUGGGAAUGCAGCGGUUUUGCUUCACAGUUAAGCACAAGCACAGGCUCAAACAGGCCCUCACAGAAACCUUGAACCCUCACCAAUUCCCGAAGAAGAAUCUGCUUGCCUCAACAUGGCCGCCCACAGAAACACUGAGGUGAGGAUCAUUCUGGUAGGAAAAACUGGGAGCGGAAAGAGCGCCACAGCGAACACCAUCCUUGGGAGACGUGAAUUCGAGUCUAAGGCUUCUGCCCAUGCUGUUACCAAGACCUGCCAGAAGGCAUCCAGGGAAUGGAAGGGAAAAAACCUUGUUGUGGUUGACACCCCUGGGCUCUUUGACACCAAGGAGACCAUGAAAACCACAUGUACAGAAAUCAGCAAGUGUGUCCUCUACUCCUGCCCUGGGCCUCACGCCAUCAUCCUGGUUCUGCAGCUGGGCCGCUUCACGGAGGAAGAGCAGAAUACGGUUUCCCUGAUCAAGAGUCUUUUUGGGGAGGCGGCCAUGAAGUACAUGAUAGUCUUGUUUACUCGCAAAGAUGACCUUGAGGACAAGAGCCUGGAUGACUUUUUAGGCGAGUCAAAUGACAAGCUAAAUAAUGUCAUCGCACAGUGUGGGAAACGCUACCUGGCCUUUAAUAACAAAGCGAGAGAGGCAGAGCGAGGAGAGCAAGUAGAACAGCUGGUAGGGCUGAUAGAGCAAAUGGUGGACAGGAACGGGGGCUCUUACUUCUCUGAAAAGAUCUACGGGGACAUAGACAGAAGGCUGAGACACUGUCUAAGGGAACUGGAGGAAACUUACGCUCGGGAACUCAAUGAUGAAAUCGAAAGAAUAGAAAGGGAAUGUGCUCAUAAAUCAGAAAAAGAAAAGAAGGCACGUAUUGAUUCUGCAAAGAGAAAUUAUGAUGAGAAAAUGAAAAAUCUAAAGGAAAAGGCUGAAGAGAACACAUUUGAGUAUAUCUUCAAGAAGAUAUGUGGACUGCUCUCAAAAUUUUGGGACAAGUUGAGAUGGUGAUGUAAAUGUCAUUCUUUUAUAUUAAUGACAUUUGUUCUUUGACAAUUUCAUACAUACAUGCAUAUAAUGUGUUUGAAUUGAAUUCAUGUCUUUUUGUUUUGGUAUGUUUUUUGCUUUGUGAUCCACUGAGUUUAACUAGUUUCGUGUGGGUGACAACAGGGUUCAAACAAUCUAUCAGAGCCUGGUGGGCUGAUGAGGAGGACACAGUGGAAGACAAGGACUCUUUCUCCUCCAGAAUCCCUCAGCAGUUACCAGCUCAGCAGGGUGGGCAGGUUCUUAGGAGCUCCUCCCCUGCCCAGGUCCAUAUCUGCUGUGAGCUCCUGAGGGCAGUGUCUGCUUCCUGAACAAACACGCACACGCGCACACGUGCACACGCUCACACGCUCAAGAUUAAGUCACUAGGAAAGCUGUCUGGAAGCUCUGCAGAGGCCUCAGAGUUUUGCUACAGGUGGCAGAGCAGGCACAGAUGGCUGCGGAAUGAACCCUUAAGUGCUGGGAUGUCCUAGGCUUCUGUGAGAUGUUCUCAUCUUUUGAAAACCUUCUCACCAUCUUCCUGGGAGAUGAAGUGCAGUUCUCUGGAUUAGGGGGAAGGAGGAGACGAUAGGUCCCACUGUUUCCACACACCCCAACUUCAUCCUCUAGUAGCCUGGUUCUUUAUAGCUGGCGUUUCUGAACUUUAGCUGAGUUUUGUGCUUCAGUCUGUCGCCACCACCUCUAGGCUUUCUGGGCUUGUGCGGGAUGUCCGUGCUCUGCCCAGUGAACUCACACCUUCCCCUCUUCCGGGUAUUUGUCAAGUAUCUCAUCACUGCUAGCGCUCUUACUUUUAUACCCUUGAUAGCCCUGCGAUCCCUUUAGUAAGCGUGUUAGAUGUGAGGCUGCCCGUGAUGUAUACAACACUGCCAUGGUCUAGGUGCUAGACCACAGUGUUAUGGUGUGAUUGACUUUCCGUAAGCCAACCUAUCUUGACUUUGAAAUCUCUGAUGCGUUGUUAAAUGGAAAUAGAACAGAGCAGAACAAAAUGCACAACAGACUUUCAUGUAGUUACACAGACCCACUCGAGGCCAUUCUGUAUUCUCAGGGGUAUUUUAAAUAACUAUGGGUUCAACAUAACUAAUAAUAAAAAUUAUUUUGAUUUUUUUGUUUUUA
Myodes glareolus (Bank vole) is the source of this 2172-nucleotide messenger RNA. The record is from RefSeq and is a predicted model, not a curated record. Lineage: Eukaryota; Metazoa; Chordata; Mammalia; Rodentia; Cricetidae.